Messenger RNA from Theobroma cacao (cacao), 2109 nucleotides. RefSeq names its product putative receptor-like protein kinase At1g80640. Gene Ontology annotation, molecular function: protein kinase activity; ATP binding. Lineage: Eukaryota; Viridiplantae; Streptophyta; Magnoliopsida; Malvales; Malvaceae. Gene Ontology annotation, biological process: protein phosphorylation. The record is from RefSeq and is a predicted model, not a curated record.
UUUUACUCAUUUGCUUCUGCAACUGCCCAUUGCCCUUUUUCUUUUGUUUUUUCUCUGUUAAACUAGUGGGUACAAACCGCUUGUUUUUUUUUCACUACCCUGUUUAGUAGUGGCAAACUUAAUCACAUUUGGUUGUUUCUGGUUAGACUUAAGACUCUUAUCUCAGUCCAAAAUUUAAACUUUCCUAUUUAAAAGAAAAGAAGAUUCAAAUUUUGAAAAAACAACCACACAUUUCGGUGCAUUUAAUGUUUUGAAAUGUGAACAGAAUUGUUUUGCUUCAUGGCAAUCGAUAUCCCAAUUUCUAAAAGCUGAAAGCAUUUUCCUUGGAGGACGUUUCUUUUGUUCUGCUAGAAAAGGGUUGUACUUUUAACUCUAUGAAGUGCUUAAUGCAAUAGCAGGAAUUCAAGUGGGAAGCGAGGAGCACAAAAAAAUGGAUCCACCCAAGAAAAUGUUUAUAGCUCUCAUCCUUGCUUGCUCUUCCUUGGGUGCAAUCAUCUCUUCGUUGUGUUGUUUAUGGAUUUAUUACAGGAAGAAUUCACCCAAAUCUAAGAAAAAUGAUGCUAAGAGCUCAGAUGCUGAGAAAGGGAAUCGUUUGGCACCAUUUUUUGGUAAAUUCAAGUCCAUCAGGACGGUUUCCAAGGAGGGUGAUGCUUCGUUUAUGGAUUAUAAGAUACUUGAAAAAGCUACAAGCAAGUUUCAUCAAGGUAAUAUUUUGGGUGAGGGUGGAUUUGGAUGUGUUUACAAGGCACAGUUCGAUGAUGGUUCUUAUGCUGCUGUUAAGAAGUUGGACUGUGCAAGCCAUGAUGCAGAAAAAGAAUUUGAGAAUGAGGUGGAUUUGCUUUGUAAAUUUAAGCAUUCAAAUAUAAUUUCACUGUUAGGUUAUAGCAGUGACAAUGAGACAAGGUUUAUCGUGUAUGAACUGAUGCAAAAUGGUUCUCUGGAAACUCAACUACAUGGACCUUCUCAUGGAUCGUCGUUAACUUGGCAGAGGAGGAUGAAGAUUGCUCUGGAUACCGCAAGAGGAUUAGAAUAUCUGCAUGAGCACUGCAGCCCACCAGUCAUCCAUAGAGAUCUGAAAUCAUCUAAUAUACUUUUGGAUUCAGACUUCAAUGCAAAGCUCUCAGAUUUUGGUCUUGCAGUAACUGAUGCAGCUCAAAACAAGAAUAAUUUGAAGCUUUCGGGCACUUUAGGUUAUGUAGCCCCCGAAUACCUUUUAGAUGGUAAAUUAACAGAUAAGAGUGAUGUCUAUGCUUUUGGUGUUGUGCUGCUGGAACUUCUAUUGGGAAGAAAGCCUGUAGAAAAACUGGCACCAGCUCAGUGCCAAUCUAUUGUCACAUGGGCCAUGCCUCAGCUUACUGACAGAUCUAAACUCCCAAACAUUGUGGAUCCUGUGAUUAGAAAUACCAUUGAUCUGAAGCACUUGUAUCAGGUUGCUGCUGUAGCUGUGCUAUGUGUGCAGCCAGAACCAAGCUAUCGUCCAUUGAUAACUGAUGUUCUGCACUCGCUUGUCCCACUUGUUCCUAUGGAGCUUGGAGGGACUCUAAGAAUAACACAACCUGCAGACCCUUGACCCUUACAAGCUGCCUCCUGUGCCCUGACAUGUCUCGAAAUCAAGAUCGUUGUUCUGCUGUGCUGCCAUGUGAUUAAUCUUGGGUUUUGCGUCAACUGAAUCAUACAUCCACAUCAGUUUCCAUUGCUCAAUUACGUGCAAAGAUUUUCUUGAUUAUAAUUCAUACCUUUGGGGUGAAGUCUGAAGAGUGGUCGGUUGGGCCAGAAGAGAAGAUUUUCUGAUUGUUCAUAUAAAUUUUUGUAAAUUGCACCAUAAUUGAGAUGCUUUAUACGAGCAUUUUAAUUCUUCCUAUGCUAUCAUCAAUGCAAACAUUUAAAAAAAGGAAAAAAAAAAAGAAGAGAGAUCUAAUGUGGCUAAAAAUGAUGCAUGUUGGUUUGUCACCCUGGGAAGAAAUGCAACAGUAAUCAAUAGGACAGCUGUUGUCAAAGACAACCCCAAGAAAAAACAAAAAAAUCUAGACUGAUUUGCUGUAAUAGUCAAGAAAAUUUUCAGUUGAGCUCCCACAAACAAUCCCAUUAUGCACCAAAUUCUUGUUAUAA